This is a messenger RNA of Dermatophagoides pteronyssinus (European house dust mite), 733 nucleotides long. It is a transcript of the gene Tim17b, whose product is annotated as Translocase of the inner mitochondrial membrane 17b. Gene Ontology annotation, molecular function: transmembrane protein transporter activity. Gene Ontology annotation, biological process: protein import into mitochondrial matrix. NCBI's taxonomy places the organism in Eukaryota, Metazoa, Arthropoda, Arachnida, Sarcoptiformes, Pyroglyphidae. Gene Ontology annotation, cellular component: TIM23 mitochondrial import inner membrane translocase complex. The record is from RefSeq and is a predicted model, not a curated record.
CUAAUUUUUACUUUUUUUCACUUGUAAAUUGUGAUAAAAUUAUUGUUCAAUCGAUUUAUCGAUUAUUUAUCAAUAUUUAAAUGGAAGAAUAUGCCCGUGAACCAUGUCCAUGGCGUAUAGUGGAUGAUUGUGGUGGUGCAUUUACAAUGGGUGCAAUUGGUGGUGGUGUAUUUCAAGCCAUAAAAGGAUUUCGUAAUGCACCAUCAGGAUUCUCCAGGCGUUCAGCUGGUGCAUGGUCAACAGUACGUGCACGUGCACCAAUUAUUGGUGGUAAUUUUGCCGUAUGGGGUGGUCUAUUUUCAACUAUUGAUUGUUCAUUAAUUUAUAUUCGUAAAAAAGAAGAUCCAUGGAAUUCAAUAACAUCGGGUGCAUUGACUGGUGCUAUUCUUUCUGUCAGAAAUGGAACCGGUGCAAUGAUUGGAUCAGCUAUAAUCGGUGGUGUUCUUUUAGCAUUAAUCGAAGGAAUGGGUAUAUUAUUUAUGCGUUAUACAUCUGAACAAUUUCGACCACAAAAUCCAUUAGAAGAUCCAUCACAAUUAGGUUCACCAAUUCCUGGUUCACCUUCAUCAUCAUCAUCACAAUCACCACAAUCAUUAUCCGAUCAAAUGGCAUCACCAUUUGCAGCACAACCACAAUAUCAAUAAUGAUUCAUUUCAUAUCCGAAUUGUUUAUAACCAACAAACAACAACGAAUUAUAAUCACCAUAUAAACAUCUCAUUCAUUUUCCUUCCUU